Messenger RNA from Nicotiana attenuata, 396 nucleotides. RefSeq names its product RNA-directed DNA polymerase homolog. The record is from RefSeq and is a predicted model, not a curated record. The coding region runs from base 1 to 396 and encodes 131 amino acids. The transcript is spliced from 2 exons. NCBI's taxonomy places the organism in Eukaryota, Viridiplantae, Streptophyta, Magnoliopsida, Solanales, Solanaceae.
AUGAUGAGCCAUGGGAUUAUACAGCCUAGUCAAUCUCCUUUUUCUUCUCCAGCCUUAUUAGUAAAGAAAAAGGAUGGAACAUGGAGAUUCUGUGUAGACUACAGGGGCUUGAGAGAGAUUACAAUUAAAGAUAAAUAUCCAAUUCCUAUAGUGGAUGAUUUGUUGGAUGAGCUACAAGGGUCUGUGAUUUUUUUAAAAAUUGAUCUGAGAGCCAGGUAUCACCAGAUCAGAACGAGACCAGCUGAUGUGCACAAAACAACAUUCAGGACCCACCAAGGCCAUUAUGAGUUUAGAGUGAUGCCUUUUGGGCUCACCAAUGCACCUGCUACAUUUCAAGCUUUGAUGAACCAGCAAGUCACUAAACAAACAUCUCAGUCACUUGGUUAUAGUUUUUGA